Symbiodinium sp. CCMP2592 is the source of this 2103-nucleotide messenger RNA. The record is from the annotation of a GenBank genome assembly. NCBI's taxonomy places the organism in Eukaryota, Dinophyceae, Suessiales, Symbiodiniaceae.
AUGCAAUGGUACCGUUGCCUUUGCUGGGUGUCAGUGGGAGUCAAUGGCCUUGUUUUGUUGGGAGAAAUCUGGUGGCGGAUUUCUUCUGGAGUCAGAGACCGGAAACUGGACUGCCACAUUGCCUUGCUGGCACUCCUGAUGAUGGUGCAGCUUCUAAAAGAGUUUUUGCCUGACGGCUUUGCGGCUGAAAUCCAGCAUGUGGACUACGCCAUGACAAUCUUUGCUGCCUUAGCGAUGCUGGCGAGGCCUUUACCGGCCGGUGAAGCAGAGGUCACUGGUGCAAAACCAAAAGAUGGCAAAGCCAAGCAAAACAAAAAGAAGCAGAGUAUGAUGGAUGGAAUCAUGCUUGGGCUUCUCUUGAUUUGGAAAGCCCAUCGCAUUGGAGUGAUUUGCUUCUUGCUGGUAGCUGUCCUGGAUGCAGUGGCCAUUCCAGCUACGGCAGCAGCAGUGAAGCAAUUGACCGAUGCUGUCACAAGAGGUGAUGCUGGGGCAGUGAUGUCUUCAUCAGGGGUUUACAUCGCGGUGAUCGUCAGCGCAGCACUACCUUUCACACUGGUGAUGUAUGUUUCAGCGAUCAUUCUUGCGGAAGGGCUGGUUCGACUGCAGACCAAGAUCAGUGAACGCAUGAUCUACAUGGAAUUCAACGAGUCUUCCAGGUUUUCUCACGAAGAUUGCCAAGAUGUGUUUCGAUCGGACAUUGCACGGAUGGAGAAGCUCAUGAACAUGAUGCUGAAGCAGUUAUUGGCUCCUUUCAUCAAGCUCUUCAUCGCUUUGUGCUACGUCACCUACGUGCGAGCAGAAGUGGGGUUUUUGGCCAUGACCAUGUUUCCAUUCAUUUUCACCACUGUCCCUGACUCCAGGUCGAAGCAGGCCUCAGCAGCUUUCAAGGAUGCUUCCUCGAAGCUGGGUGCGGUUUUCUCCAAUGCCUUGUCGUGCCAUUCCAUGAUUUGGCAUACCGGCACGCAGCAAGACUGGAUGAAGGAUAUUCUAUUUCCCCGUAGCUCAGAGGUGAAAUGCUCAAAGCGCCACAUGGAAUUCUGGUCUGGCGUCGUGGGAGGCUACAUCACCCAGAUGCUUCAGCUGUUCGUGGCCCUUCACGUUGUCAUCUUGGCCAACAUGGCUGUUCAAGGGACUUUGACGGCGGGAGAUUUCACCGGUAUCGUGGCGCUCUUUACACAACUUGCCUCUCCAACCACCAAACUUGGAGGAUUCGUGAAGGAAAUUACGAAGCUUUCUGGUGCCACACAGAGCGUGGCGGAAUUUCUGGCUACCAAAAAUCAACAGCCAAAGCAAUCCUUGUGGGACUUUCAGAGGAACUUAACACGCAAUGUCAUGGGUCCCGUGGUGUUGCGAGGUCACCAGGAGCCCGAAGAGGGAGAGGUGUCUGACGUGCCCGUGGCUCCUGGCUUUGUCCACCGAAUCAAACCAGGAUCUUUGGUGUCCUUCACCAGCGAGGAGGGUGGCCCAAUGCCUGACUUCUUGAAGCUGUUCAAUGGAUAUGGCGGCAGCCAUGGCUUUCAUUUGCGUCCCGAGAACUACAAGGGGCCUGGAUGGGUUGUGGUGCAACGCCUGAAAAAACGCACUGCCGUCUUAUCGAAAGAACCAAGCAUUCUGACGGGCUCUGUCCGAGAGAACAUUUGCUUUGGCAAUCAAGGGAUCAGUGAGGAAAAGCUGCUGCAAGCUGCAAGGCUGGCUGGUCUGAGUCUCGAGGACGGUGAAGGGUCAGGGUCGGAAGGCUCCGGCAGCUCCGACGGAACGCAGCUGGGCUUGAACUUCUCCACGCAGCUCGGGGAACGACGCGGCUUGGACAUGGAGCUUGCGCAGCGGAUCUGCCUUGCACGGGCGAUUUGCCGCAGGCCAUCCCUGCUGCUCUUGGAUCAAGCCACCGCCGGCUGGGCACCAGAGGUGGAAGCCAAGUUCUUCAAAACGGUCCGUGAGUUGCAGCAGACAGAGGGCUUUGCAAACGUUUCAGUGAUCAACAACUCCUCCCACAUUACGCAGGCGAUGAUCGAUGCGGGCUUCGCUGGGACGGUCUUCAGGAUGAAAGAUGGUCAACUUGAAGUCGUGGAGUCUGGUCCUUCAGUGCAAUCACCUGUGAUGUGA